This is a messenger RNA of Tarenaya hassleriana, 2057 nucleotides long. Its product is annotated as protein NEOXANTHIN-DEFICIENT 1. The record is from RefSeq and is a predicted model, not a curated record. NCBI's taxonomy places the organism in Eukaryota, Viridiplantae, Streptophyta, Magnoliopsida, Brassicales, Cleomaceae. The transcript has 10 exons. Bases 989 to 1918 code for a protein of 309 amino acids.
AAAUUAAAAGGGCAAAAAAAAAACCCUUCUUCUCAUCUAAAAUACCCUCCUCACUUAUACACCUGCAGCUAUAUCACCGUGUAUGUGUGUGUGUAUAUAUGUACAUCUUCUCUUCUCAUCUCGUCUCGCAAAAGCUCCAUUUCUGUGUUAUUUCCCUUUAGUAUCCGCAAGAGUUUUGUCUUCUUCGGAGGUGUGUUCGAGGUUUAGGUUUUUGUUUUUGCCCUAUUCUCUGCUGUUUCGAUUGGCUUUUAGGACAAAAAUUGGCAAUGUAGCUCUACUUGGUCACUUGCUCAUACUGUUUCGUUGCAUGAUUGUCGUUGUGGGCAUCUUCUGUUUUUACUUGAUUUUUAUUAUUUUCUCUCGGAGACUUUGAAUGCAACAGUUCCUGGUAUUUCUUGGGUGACUCUGUUUGGCUUUUGCUGCCACUGGUUUCCCGCUGUUUCUCAACUUUAUCCGCUAUAAAGAUUGAAUCUUUAGAAACCCACUUGCGUAAAUAGGUUGAAUUUGGACAGGGAUUUGGUUUCACGAGAUAAGGUAAGACAAAUCCACGGUUUCUGGUUCGGUCUUGAUAAGAUUCUUGGAUGAGAUUUCGUUUCAAGAUUGUUCAGUGUACUUCGAAUCCUUUGCAUUUCAGUUGUCGGAGCUCAUUUCUCGUACUCAGCCUUAAUGUUUCUCCCUUUCUUUAAUCACAUUCCUCAUGCGUUGUUCCGGCAAUAGAAUAUUGCUGAAGGAUAUAGAAUAAGACUAUAAUUUGCAGUUAAAAAUUCCCAACUUGCUUAUGAUUGUCUGCCGCCUUUUGUUCUGGAUCCCGUCUUGGCUGUCGGAAAACUCCAUUUUUUUAAUGUAACGGUGGUUAUAUUGCCGUCCCCUUUUACCAUUUCGUUGAUUUUUAAUCUUGUAAAGUCUUCAUCUAAUUCAGUUCUCGUUUGAAAUGUUGGACUUCUGUGAAAACACGUUUUCCUAAUAGGUAGCUAGCUAGGUUUAUUAUAUGCAGCUCCAUUCUCUUUCAGGCAUCAGCAUAACUUGUCUCCUAAGGUAUCUUCUUCGAGCUACCAUGGAGAUUGGAGAAAAGAGACGAUCAUCAUCAGGCUAUGGUAAAUCUCCAUGGAUAUUUAAGGGAAGUGCUUUGUACCAGAUUCAUCUCGUGAAGGCAGAGACAGCUCGAGCAUUCAUCCCGAAAGAUUUCCGACUAGUCGAAGCCUUUGGAUACACUCUUGGUGGGUUUUUUCUUGCAAGUUACGAGGACAGUCCUGCUGGUGUCUUUGAUGAGCUUGUUGUCAUUGCAGGGAUCGUAUGGAAUCCCCCAACUUCUUGCGCAUGGGCUGCAAGGGUGCUUGUGAACAGCCACGAGGCUUGUGAUCACGGCCGAAAGGAUGUGGGACUACCAAGCCACGUUGCAAGAUUUUCAAAGAGAAUCACAGCGGUUCCAAAGCAGCAAUCGGGCAAAUCCAGUGGUUUCUCGGACAUUUUAAGGAUAGGAACUAAAUUUUCCGACCCGUACAAUGUCACGGAUGUUAAGGUUACCGAAGUGGAUGGUUCUGCUUUAGCCGAUAUCUGCAAUAUCCGAGUUCAAUCCACCGCAUCCACAUCAAAACUCGGCAACUGGAUGGGACCGUCGAUCAAAAUGUCUCUCCCGAGUUUUAGUGGCAACACCAAUUACAACCCCAACCUGCUCAAGUAUUCUUGCCAUAUCGAAUGCAGGGUGAGACCGGUGAAGCCUGCAAUAGUAUCAAUGCCUAUGGAAGAUGAAGCGGAGAAGUUAAAAGGACACCAUAACCAAACACAAGAUUCCUCUGAAAGCGAACUCGAUCUUAGUGUCUCAGUGAUGCUGUCCAAACCCAUCAUAGCUCUUCAGUUCAAAUGCUUGGAAAUGCAGGUUGAGGCUCCCAUUGUACUUUCCCCUUCUAAAACCUCGUGACCGGCUUUCGAAUCCAUAGUUUUCCAUAUCUUUUUUGUUCCUAUUCCGACAAGUUUAUCGUCCUUUUUCCCUCGUUGCGAUGUAACCCAAAUGCUGAAAACUUUGAAAUUUUGAGAACAAUACAAGGUUUCUUCCUACA